This is a messenger RNA of Antrostomus carolinensis (chuck-will's-widow), 413 nucleotides long. Its product is annotated as prolactin-releasing peptide receptor-like. The annotation marks the transcript as partial. The transcript has a single exon. Gene Ontology annotation, molecular function: neuropeptide binding; neuropeptide Y receptor activity. Gene Ontology annotation, cellular component: plasma membrane; neuron projection. The record is from RefSeq and is a predicted model, not a curated record. Lineage: Eukaryota; Metazoa; Chordata; Aves; Caprimulgiformes; Caprimulgidae. Gene Ontology annotation, biological process: G protein-coupled receptor signaling pathway.
AUGGAGCCUGACAGGGACAGGGAUGAUGCCAAUGCCACCGUCUACAAGCUGACCCUGCAGAACCACUCCAACGCCAGCGCACAGUUCACCGGGGUGCAGCUCAUCCAGUCCUUCAAACCCCUCAUCAUCCCCUGCUACACCCUGGUCGUCCUCGUCGGCAUCUUCGGCAACUACCUGCUCCUCUAUGUCAUCUGCAAGACCAAGAAGAUGCACAACGUCACCAACUUCUUCAUUGGGAACCUGGCGUUCUCUGACAUGCUGAUGUGCACCACGUGCGUGCCCUUCACCCUGGCCUACGCCUUCAACCCCCAGGGCUGGGUUUUUGGGAAGUUUCUGUGCUAUUUUGUUUUCCUGAUGCAGCCCAUGACGGUCUACGUCUCCGUCUUCACGCUCACGGCCAUCGCAGUUGACAG